Molecule: messenger RNA, 4659 nt
Organism: Pygocentrus nattereri (red-bellied piranha)
Lineage: Eukaryota; Metazoa; Chordata; Actinopteri; Characiformes; Serrasalmidae
Gene: spata13
Product: spermatogenesis associated 13
Exons: 15
Coding region: 313-4182 (1289 amino acids)
Molecular function (GO): protein binding; guanyl-nucleotide exchange factor activity
Source: RefSeq, a predicted model, not a curated record
GCUAUGGCAGUAGACGGGAUACCAACGUCGCCGUUGGAGAAGCAACGAACUUUUCCGUUUCUUUUCUCUGUGAGGAAAACAAAAGACGGCGAAAUUUGAUAACGUUACUUGUCUUAUUUGUUGUUUAAUCGAUGCUGUGAAGUUUUAACACAUAAACAACGCUCUUAGGUGUUUAUUCGGCAACUUUUUUCUCAGUCUGUCUCCUUGUGGACUUCAGGACUCCUUGGUCGGUUUCAAAAUAAACAGCUGAUACAGGAGUGAGAGAAGCCACGCAGUUGGUGUGAAGAGGCUCAAUUUAUCGGCAAGAAAAGUAUGAGAAAGGCAGCUCUGUCAGAUGGAGCUUCGUCUCUUGGCGAAGCCUCUCUGUGUUACCCAUCAUGUGGCUGUCAUGACAUUGACCCUGAAGCCCCAGGGAGGCCUAUCUGCAGUUCUUUUAAUGGGGAGAAGCUGAUGAAUCCAGUUACUAGCUGUGGAGCCCAGGUGAAGCCUGUCCUCUCUGAGGGAUCCUGUGAAAAACAUGGACUCAACGGACUGAAGCCCCAGACCUGGUCCAGCUCUGUGAUCACUGAUGGACAGACUAAGUCAUGCCCAACCAGAAUUGUGCGAAUUUUUUCCUCCCAGCGCAAGUGCGGCAUGAUAGGCCCUGAGCAGACUUCACUUCGAGGCCCAAGCAAUGGCCCGCAGGCUUGGCCUGGCCUCUCCGGUCUCCGGGUCAUGGGCUCCUUCAAGAAGCUGCGCUCCUCUGUGCUCCAAGGCAUUCAGAACAGGGGCAGUGCAAUGGGAGCCAGCCAAGACAAAGACUUCUCCUCCAUAACCAGUGAGCAUGGCAGUGGUUUCUUGGUAACCAAACGAGAUCCUGGUCAGGUUGUUGGAGGCAGUCAGAGCAUUUCUAAGGAGAUACCCACAGUGACCAAUGGAGAAUCGAUAGCUGGACGGAAAGUUUCAGACGAGGAGGAUGAUUAUGAGGAGGAUGGUGGAGGUCCGAAGAGGAACUCUCAUUUCUCAAUGAGUAUACGCAGGGCCUAUGGAGCAGGACGUAUCUCCUUGUUGGACAAUGGAGCAAGGAAGCCAGAUAGUCUCACCGUUCAAGAACCUGCUUCUCAAUGCCGUCCUUGUAGCUCUGUGGAACUCAUUGGGCCUGAUGUGAUUCUCGACUCUGAAGAGAAUGUCAAGGCUUUGAGCAGACUAAGCAAAAGUGCUGACAACUUGCAUAUUUUCAAAAGCCCUUUCAAACGUAAAGCCCCCUCAGCUCAGCCCCAGUGUCCCAAAGCUUUUGGCACCCUAAAUAUCCAGAGAGCAGCUAGCGCAUCUUCCGUAGACAUGCAGGAACGUGGAGCAGGCCAGCGGAAAAAUCCCAUGGGAGUGCGGGGACAAAUGCUAAAACUUGUCGGCAGUUUAACAGAUAUUUCGGCCAAUCACAAGGCAAGUCCUUGUCCCAGCCCCAAGGCCACAUUGUCAGCUCUCAGCCAGCUCCAUGACAGCUACUCCCGUAGGACCCCUUGUGUACUCCCUAGUGAGCGCCAGCGCAGGCCUGCACCAGUGAACAUCCGGGCCUCCGACAGGCAGAAAAUACAGGCUGAUAUUCAUAGAUUCAUAGAUACCCCGGCCCUAAACCCCACCCCCUCAGUACCCAUCCUCUUUAGCUCGUCUCACAACGAGGCAGUUGAGCAUUCCAGCCCCAAAGCACAGUUCUCUGGUUCCCAUAAGCAGCUCCAAUCGACUUCACCAGGGUCACCUUUGCAUAUUCUUCUUAGUCCUGUCACAGGGAAUUGUGGGACUGAGGAGGAGCAACAGUAUGUGAAAACUGAGCACUGCAUGAGCCCCAGUCAGGAACAGACACAGAACAGCAUUAAAGUAAACUUAGAGUGUAUAUGGAAGACUCCAGAAAGAGAUGCUGAAAAUCUAGAGGCAGCAUCAUCAGAGGACGCAACUGCAGAUCUUCUAAAGCUAAACAAUGAAAGAUGCAAUGACUCUGUCUUUGCUAAUCCCCCUGUCACACCCACCUGUGCCUCAGAGUCACCUAUGGCAACCACACCAACAUCACCAGCCUCUGGCAGUGACACACCCACUUCUUCUGUGCCCAGGAGGAGAGCAGGUAGAUCCAGACCUCGACCAAUCUCGGAUUACGGCCAGCUGGUUUGUAGGAAGUAUUCUAUACCUGAAGAGGAAAUGGAACUUCAGGCAGAGGAGAUGGACUACACUUCUCAGGAGGACUGCAACAGUAAUGAGAGAUGCCCUGAAAGGGGCAACCAAGAGAAUGGUUAUGUGAAUGUACAUUUCGAUAACAAGAAGACACGACCCAUUUCGGUUAUUGGAGGAGUGGAUCUGUUUGCCUCUCCUGAUGAUAAAGAAGACACUGAUAGUCUCCCUUCUCGCGUUCCUCGGCCCCCUUUGCCCUCUCAUGGCGUUCCACCUUACAGGGCAGUGUCUGCCCGUCUGCGCCCCUGCGUCUUCUCCCAGAGCACCCCCACAGGGUUGGACAGGGUGGGACGCCACCAACUGCAUAGAAUCCUCAGUGAAGGAAGCUCGUAUGGCUGUCCAGGACAGGACGACAGUGUAAGUGAGGAGGACGGCAGUUUUGAUGAGCUUACUGAAGGAACACCAUAUCUGCAGCCAGAGGUCGAUCUGUCAACUCUCAACCAGUACAUCAAGUCAGGCCAUGCUGUGUACGCUGAGGCCUUGUGGGACCACGUCACGAUGGGUGAACAGGAGUUGGCCUUUAAGGCCGGGGAUGUAAUCCGGGUGCUGGAUGCCCAGGAGCAGGACUGGUGGUGGGGGAUGGUGGGUGAGCGUGAGGCCUGGUUCCCCUCCAGCUUUGUGCGAGUGCGUGUGAAUCAGGAGGAUUCAGGCAGUGAAAGUGUGGAGAGUUCUCUGGAUCAGGAGGAGCCGCUGUCUAAAGAGCCCCGCAGCCAGAGCUCUGAGCACCGAAAGCAGAUGAGGGCCAAUGUGGUCCAGGAGAUUAUGAACACAGAGCGCGUUUACAUCAAACAUCUCCGAGACAUUUGUGAGGGGUAUAUCCGUCAGUGCAGGAAACACCCAGAUAUGUUUACAGAAGCACAGCUUAAGACAAUCUUCAGCAACAUUGAAGAGAUCUACAAGUUCCAACGAAAGUUCCUCAAAGAUCUAGAAAAGAAAUACAACAAAGAAAACCCUCAUCUGAGCGAGAUAGGCUCCUGCUUCCUUCAGCAGGGUGAUGGCUUCUCUAUAUACUCUGAAUACUGUAACACGCACCCAGCAGCAUGUGUAGAGCUGCAGCGUCUGAUGAAGCAGGGACGUUACAAGCACUUCUUUGAGGCCUGUCGUCUCCUGCAGCAGAUGAUAGACAUUUCAAUCGCUGGUUUCCUGCUUACGCCUGUGCAAAAAAUCUGCAAAUAUCCUCUCCAGCUGGGCGAGCUACUCAAAUACACACCUAAAGACCACAGUGACUAUGAGGGAGUGUGCAAUGCCCAUGAGGCCAUGAAGAAUGUGGCCAGUCUGAUCAAUGAGAGGAAGAGAAGGCUGGAGAGUAUCGACACCAUCGCCCACUGGCAGGUGGCCAUUCUAGAUUGGGAGGGCGAGGAUGUAUUGUCGCGGAGCUCAGAGCUGAUUCAUUCGGGUGAACUGACGCGGGUAGUGCGGGCCGGUAAGACACAGCAGCGCAGCUUCUUCCUGUUCGACCAUCAGCUGGUUUUCUGUAAGAAGGAUGUGCUGCGGCGGGACCUGCUGCACUACAGAGGUUGUCUGGAUACUGACCAUGUGGAGCUAGUGGAGCUGCCGGAUGGACGGCAUCCAGACCUGGGCUCGCUUCGGAACGCCUUCGCCCUGCGCCAUGCGGAAAACCUGGAGGUGCUGUGCGUGCUGUGCUGCAGGAAGGCCCAGGACAAGCAGCGCUGGCUGCAGGCAUUCGCCCGCGAGCGCAGGCGUGUGAAGGAAGACCAGGAGAUUGGGAUGGAGAUUAGUGAAACACAAAGGAAGCAAGCAAUUCAAAAUGCCAGAAAAUCAAAGCAAGGCAAGCUGAAAAACAUUAAUUACUCUGGCCACCCCGUCCCUCUCCAUCACCAACCCCUGCACCCACUCCACCAGCGCCAUGUUACCGUGCCAACCAGUAUCCCACAGCAACAGGUCUUCUCCUUAGCAGAGCCAAAGCGUAAACCCUCCCAUCUGUGGUACACCUUCACGCGCACAGCCCUGUUCAGAAAAUGAGAACUGUCAAAACUCCGGUAACAUGAAGGUGCCUCAUAUGCAGCUCUGGUGCCAGUGAUGAAGACCCAGAGAGGAAGAGGGCAACAUGUUAAUGAACUCUGAAUGUAUGUUUAUGUAUGUGCUUGUAUGUGUUAAAGUGCCUGUAAAUACAUAUAAGACUCGCUGAAAAGCCUCCAGUCAUUCUCACUUCAUGUAUGUGAGGUGGAGGAUAAAGCGAGAGACCGUGCACAAGUCUUAGUGCCAAAAGUGUUUUCUUACAGUGUGUGUGUCGCUGGUGUGGUGAAGUGCUGCUUCUGUUGAUUUUUCUCGUCCUGUUCGCCACAUCAAAAUGUGUUGAAGACAAUGAUGCAUAUUCAUCAUGCUACAUGCCUUUAUUGUAUAGUUGUAUCUUUUUAUGUAAGGCUGGAACCUUUUUAGACCGCUCUUUAGGCAACCCAGACCAUAACACUAAUAAAAUAACCCUGUUCUGUAAAUGAA